Messenger RNA from Strongyloides ratti, 2568 nucleotides. Its product is annotated as GPCR, family 3 and Extracellular ligand-binding receptor domain and GPCR, family 3, C-terminal domain and Periplasmic binding protein-like I domain-containing protein. Gene Ontology annotation, molecular function: adenylate cyclase inhibiting G protein-coupled glutamate receptor activity. The record is from RefSeq and is a predicted model, not a curated record. Gene Ontology annotation, biological process: G protein-coupled receptor signaling pathway. Lineage: Eukaryota; Metazoa; Nematoda; Chromadorea; Rhabditida; Strongyloididae. Bases 1 to 2568 code for a protein of 855 amino acids. Gene Ontology annotation, cellular component: membrane. The transcript has 2 exons.
AUGUAUUUGAUCAUUAUUAUUAUUAUAAUAAAUUUAAUAAUAUUUAAUGAACCUAUUCAAAACUUUAAUAAUAAGAAAGCUGAAAAUAUUCAAAUAGCUUCUUUAUAUACACUACAUACUGGUGAUAGGGGUAUCAUUUGUGAUACAUUAGUUCCUGAAAAUGUUAUUCUUCUUUUAGUUCAUGAUUAUGCUACUCAAUAUGUUAAUAGAAAAUAUUUAAAUGGUAUUGGGUUAACAGUAACAAGUAAUUAUGCUGAUACAUGUGAUGAUACAUCAAUUACAAUACAAAAAACUGUUGAACUUGUUGGUGGAUCACAAUAUUGUCAGGAUGUUCAACCUAUAAGUAAACCACUAGUUUCAAAUGAUAAAAAUUAUACUAUAGCAAGUAUUGGAUGUUUUAGUUCAGAAAUUGGAGCAACUAUUGUUUAUCUUUUUCAAGCAUUUUGUAUACCAGUUAUUAGUGCUAUCUCAAAUAGUGUUUUAUUAGACGAUUCUAAAACAUAUCCAUAUUUUUUAAGAGCAGGAUCAAGUAAUUUUUAUAAAACGCAAACAAUUAUACAUCUUAUUCAAUCGCAAAUGUGGUUUCAUAUUAUUGUUAUUAAUGAUUCUACAAUGUUAGGAACAUCUAUGACUAAAUCAUUAAAUAAUAUACUUUCUCCAUGUAUUAUGAUGGAUACGAAAGAUAAUCUUUUUAGAUUUCCUUGUGUUGAAAGAUAUCUUGAGAUACCAUUUGAGAUUUCUGAAACAUCUAACUCUGCUACAAAUAGUGCUUUAUUAGAUUUAAAAACACUUUUACAAUCAACUUCUGCUCGUGUUAUUGUAUUAUUAAUGAAAAGUCAAAAUGUAAAUUUUUUAUUAAAUCAAAAUUUUUGGAAUAAAACAAAAUUUCAAUAUCAAUUUAUAAUAAUUGAUAGAGAUGAAUUAGAAAUUAAUCCAUUACUUAAUUAUGCUAUAUUAAUUGAAGAACAUGUAGAACCAUUUAAACCAUUAGAUGAUAUAGUUAAUUCAAUAGUUUUAAAAGAAACUACAAAUAUUUAUGUUCAAGAAUUAAUAGAAAUGCAACAUUUAUGUUGUUGGCAUAUGGAUAAAUGUCCCUAUUCUGUUGAAUGUACUGGUAAUGAAAAAAUUAAAAAUAUUAAUAAAGGAGGAAGAAGACAAGCAGGAUUAGUUUUUGAUGCUGUAAAUAUACUUGCUGUUGCAUUAAAAAAUUUUCAUAAAGCAUAUUGUAAUGAAGAAUGGGGUUUAUGUGAUAAUUUAAUAAAAAAUGCUUAUGGAAAUAUUUUAAUGAACUUUAUUCUUAAUUCAUCAUUUAUUGAUUAUGAUAAUGAAACUUUUCAAUUAUAUAAUAGAAGUGCUUAUCCACAAUAUGAUAUUUAUCAAUAUAUUAAUGGAUCUUUUAUUAUUCUUAUCAAUAAAUAUGAAACUCUUAAAGGUCCACAAAAAAAUUCAUCAAAUAGAGAUAUGUUACAAUCAAAAUUAAGAAAUGAUACUAAAAUGGAAAAUGAUAAUUGUCAAAUAGAUUGUUCAUUGAGUCAUUCCAUUCCAAUGACAACUGAUACAUGUUGUUGGACUUGUAAAGAAUGUCUUGGUCCAGAUAAAUAUAUUGAUUCUUCAAUAUCUUGUAGAACAUGUCCAACAGAUAAAAUUCCUGCUCCAAAUAAAACUGCUUGUAUACCAGAACCUAUACCUCCAAUUUUUAUAAAACCAAAUGCUGGAAAAAUUAUAUGUUUUAUUAUUGGAUCAUUUGGUGUUUUAAUAUCUAUAUUAAGUCUUGUUUUUCUUUAUACAAAAAAAGGUACACCAAUGUAUAAAGCAUCAACACCAGAUUUAUUGUAUAUUCAAUUAAUAGUAUGUAUUGGAUUAAAUAUAUGUUCAGGAAUAAUGAUGCCAACAUCAAAUAUUUAUAUUUGUAUUAUUGGAUGGGCUGGUUGUACUUUAUUUAUUACAACAAUUCAUUCUAUUUAUUUUGUCAAAGCUGUCAGAAUUAGUAGACCAAAAUUUAUAGAAAAGUUUCAGUUUAUAAAUACAAAUCUUAAAACAUCUUCUCAUAUUUUUGUAGCAUUUUGUGUUGCAAUACAAUUAAUAAUGUUUCUUUUUUGGCUUUUAUUAAGAACACCAACUAUUAAAAAAGACAAUAUAAGAUUAAGAUAUUGUUCUUCAAAUUCAGAUUAUCAAACUUUAUUACUAUUUACAAGUUGUUUUAUAUUAAUAUGUUUAACACUUCAACCACUUAGAUUAGCUCUUAAAAAUCGUUAUAUUUUUCAAGUACGACAAGCAGGUUUUUGUUUUUUAGGUAUUUUAUGUUUUGCUGCUUCAUAUCCUGUAUUAUUUAUACUUUUAUAUACUCAAGAUCUUAAUGAACAGGCUAAUUCAAUUGUUGGAAUGUUAAUUGGACUUAUUCCUGCAAAUAUAACAUUUUUUACAUUUGUUUUACCACCAUUAUGGCAAAUGAUAUUCAAAAAAAGUCAAAAUUUACAUGAAUAUAUAAGUAGAGAGCGAUCACGUCAAUUUCAAGUUGGAAAUAUUAUGUAUUAUGUUGAUGCUGUUGUUCUUCAAAAUGGUACAUAA